AUGUCGAGCUUCGUCCCACAGGAUUUCUCGUGGACAUCAAUCCCGACCGAACUUCUCGCCGCCGAACUAGCACGUCGCGAUGACGUCGACACAAAGCCCAAGUGCGGCAGUAAAGACAGGGGACACUAUGACACGGCUCUACACGUCUUUGCCCUUGGGCUGGUCUUGUUUCUGAGCACAUGCUCUUGUGCAUUUCCCCUCGUCACGAACCGAUCCGGCGGCGGGCGACGACAGACGAAAAUAGUAUUCAUAUGCCAACACUUUGGCACCGGAGUGCUCAUCGCGACGGCAUUUGUCCACCUACUACCGACAGCCUUCCUCUCCUUAACCGACCCUUGUCUGCCCCAUGUUUUUAGCAAGGGAUAUACGGCCAUGGCUGGCCUCGUGGCCAUGACGGCCGCCCUCGUCGUCGUUUCGGUCGAAUCAUACCUCACUACCCGCGGCGGUCUGACACACAGCCACAGCCAUCACCAUGUAUGGGACGAGGAUGAUGCGGAAGAAGAGGAGAACGGCAACAAAACCCAUGGCAUCAACGGGGCGAGCAAUAGCGGUGGGAUGGCCGCCCGUCGGGAAAGGCGUCCCUCGAAUAUCAUGCUGGAUGACAUCAGCGCCUCGGAAGGUCUCAUGGCCGGCGCCUCACCGCUCCCCGAGUCUCCACCGCUCUCUGCAUCUGCGCCAGUCUUGCCCUCUACGAACGGCAGGAAAAACUUGAACGGGGAUGCACACCAACCACAAGAAAGAAGCAAGGACAUCUACCAACGACGUGACUCCUCGUCUUCGUCCCGGGAGUCCCUGGACCUAGAACUGAACCUCGACGAGCUCGACCCCGUCCCCGAGCACGACGCUCAGCCCCCAGCCCCACCACGGCAGCAACGCGACCGCAUGCUGGGGCAGACAUCAGCAGCGCCGCCGGCGGACGAGCAAAAACGGCUCCUGCUGCAGUGCCUGCUCCUCGAGGCCGGCAUCCUCUUCCACAGCGUCUUUAUCGGCAUGGCGCUGUCAGUGGCGACGGGGCCCGCCUUUGUCGUGUUCCUGGUGGCGAUAUCGUUCCACCAGUCGUUCGAGGGCCUGGCGCUCGGGUCGCGCAUCGCGGCGAUCCACUUCCCGCGGUCGUCGCUCCGGCCGUGGCUGAUGGUGCUGGCGUACGGCACGACGACGCCAAUCGGCCAGGCCAUCGGGCUGCUGGUGCACAACAUGUACGACCCGCGCAGCCAGGCGGGCCUGCUCAUGGUCGGCUUCAUGAACGCCAUCAGCGCGGGCCUGCUGCUCUUUGCCGGACUCGUCCAGCUCCUGGCCGAGGACUUUUUGAGCGAGAAGAGCUACCGUGUCCUGCAGGGGAGGCGGCGAACCGAAGCGUUCCUGGCCGUGUUUGGGGGCGCGGGGUUAAUGGCUGUGGUGGGGGCUUUUGCAUGA
Messenger RNA from Pyricularia pennisetigena, 1413 nucleotides. RefSeq lists its product as uncharacterized. Gene Ontology annotation, biological process: zinc ion transmembrane transport. The record is from RefSeq and is a predicted model, not a curated record. Gene Ontology annotation, cellular component: plasma membrane. Gene Ontology annotation, molecular function: zinc ion transmembrane transporter activity. Lineage: Eukaryota; Fungi; Ascomycota; Sordariomycetes; Magnaporthales; Pyriculariaceae. The transcript is spliced from 3 exons. The coding region runs from base 1 to 1413 and encodes 470 amino acids.